GGAGAGAUUUUCACCUUCACACACUCCGGCUGUCACACACAUACACACACAUACACACGCGCGCUCCGCGAGAGAAACAUCGAAAACGAAACAGGACUAUGGACCUGAGCCUGCGAGACGCUCUUGGUGGGGGUGGAGGUGGGGUCCCAGGUGGGGCCCCUGCUGAGGCCCUGCUGAAGAGGGACUUUGUGGCGUCACUGGAGAAAGAGAGCUAUGAUGACAAGGUGGGAGAGUCAGUCUCCAAGAGCGACUACCGACCCUUACUGGAUGGAAAGGACACCAAGAGCGGUCCAGGGAUGAUGUCAUCAAUGAUGUCAUCAGGGGGACGCCAAGACCCACCAGGACAGCCUGCCUUCAGCUCUGACUACCUGUCUGGUCCUAUGAUGGGAGCAAAGACAGAUCAAUGGAGCCUGAACAAGACAAAGGACAACAGCAUGCCUGACUCAUUACUAGGCUUUUCUCAGUCUGGGAUGGGAGGGACCAUGGGGUCUAGCAUGCCACCAUUCCAGAGCAGCAUGAGCUCCACUCUGGGCCAGACUGGGAUGGGCUCGGCCAUGGACUCCCAGAAGAGUUCGGGCCUGUUUGGUGUGGAAAGCAAAAGCACCACUAACACCAGUGGAAGCAGUCCAAUGAAAACCAGUGAUGUGUUUUCUUCUGGUGGCCCGGGACUCCACUCUAUGGAUCACACUGCAGCUCCCAUCCUCUCUCCCAGCGGCUCUAUGGAGGACAGCAGUCCCACUUCCUCUGCCUCUGAACCCCUCAGCCCUGAGAGAGUGGGGCCGGGGGGCGAGGCUGGCAAGCAACAGCAGAGACGGCGGAAGAAGAAGAGGAAGGGCCAUGACCAGGUCUAUGACUUCUUGGAUAGCCAGGAGAAUAACAUCGGACAAUCAGACAAGCAUGGGAUGCAGGAUAAGGGCGGACUGGAGGCGGAGGAGGAUGAGGACGAGGACGAGGAGGAGAACUGGGAGUGGGAGAUCAGAGAGAGUGGAGGAGGGGGUAGAGUGAAAGGCAAGAAGACAAAGAGUCGGGCAAGACUUCCAGAGGAGUGGGGAGGGCCCCAGCAGCCCAUGUCUCCCACGCCGGCUACUGCUGGUCCUACUCAGGCUACCACUGCCAACUCUGGUCCUUCUGACUCCAAAGCUCCAGACACCAACCCUAGCCCUGUUUUGCCCUCUUCCCCUGCACAAAUACCCACAAGUUUCAUCAACAGUUCCCAUGCUAGCCUUGUAACAGAUUCAUCUCCACGCUCGUAUGAGCCGAUGUGUGUAGAUGAUUUCCCUUUGUCUGCAAAAGACGGUCAAAAAGCAAAUGAAGAGAAAAUGAUGACCAGCAAACCUGAACCUAGCGUUAGCACAGGGGCUAGUGUUGCCAACAAGAGCAGUUUAGCUGGGGAUGUUAGUGGUAGUCUAGCGUUGAUGACAGGGGACAAUCUCAGCCCAGUCUCCCAGACCUUCUCUUUCCUGGAUUCAGUCCUCCAGACCCCUCCAGGCUCCACUCCUGACUCACAGACCACCACCCCUAUCACCAACACCCCUUCCCUUGCAACAGCUCCCUUGACAAAGUCCACCUCGGCAGAAACCUCCACUCCUGCCUCACACGUCACUUCAGUUUCCAACCCCUCCAAGAGCACCCCAGACCUUCCUCCUACUUCCACCAACCCAUCACCCUUAGCUGCCACAGACACACGCCCUACAGCAACUGCAGUUGGAUCAGUCCUCAACGCCGAUGCCAAGCCUUUUGUCCCCUCAGCCUCACUCACAUCCUUCACACCCACUAUGACUGCAGCUGCUCCUAUUGUUAGCACAACAGCAGCCGCAGGAACCGCGGCGUCCACCACCACCUUCGCCACAACCCUUAGCUCCUCGGCUUCUCCCUGUAAGAAUGAAUCCACUCCCACGCCAUCAUCAGACACUUCCCUCAAAAGUGUAGCCACGCCCCUUAGCUCAGCAACAGCCACUCCCCCUCCAUCCAUCACCCCCGCAGCCCCUCCUUCUCUCCCUGCACACUCAGAGCACCAGGAGUCCUCGUCGCCACAGCUCCCCCCAAUGGAAGUGAAAUCCGAUAACAAGGACAAGCAGGAGAAGACAGACAUCAUGUCCAGCAAGACUGACAAGUUUGACACCUUUGACAAGAAGGAAAAAGAGGAGCAGCAGAAGAAGGACAGCAGCCCAGAUAAGAACCAGAAGUCUGAGAAGAUCCUCAAAGACGAGGAAAAGACGGAGAAGAUGAACGCCGAGAAGAACAACAAAGCCAUUGAGAAGGCAGAGAAAGCGGACAAGCCGGAGAAGACCAACAAAGACGAGAAGAAGGAGGAGGACGAGAAGAAGGAGGCGGACAAGAAGCUGGCGGAGAAGAAGGAAGAGAAGGGAGGGAAAGGGACAGCCAAGUCUCCAACAGGCAACGGCAGCAAGAACCUGCCGAGCCCUGACAGCAAGAGCAAGCCUGACGUGGGUUCAGCUAAACCAAACUCAGCCAAAUCCCGCCCAUCCACCCUCUCCACCAAUGGCGAGGCCAACUCGGCCAAACGCCCCUCCCCCACCACAGCCUCAGCCAAUAAAAAAAGCCCUGUACCCAAGGCAACCACACCCACCGCCGCCAAGCGGCCGCCAACAGCAACAGGCUCCACCAAGGCUGCCAAGACUGCAGAAAAUGAGAAGCGCCCACCUGUGCCAAAGGCCACGCCCACACCCCGCGCGACUGCCAAUAAGAACGGCUCCUCUGCAACUGCUGCAAAUAAAACUGCUGCGAACAAGAACGACAAGGCUGAGAACAAGACUGGAGAGGCCAAGAAACCUAAGACUCCAGCCCGUCCUCGCCCGGCCACAACCACCACCACUCCUGCUGCCUCGACUAAUGGUGAAACCGGUCACCGCCGCCGCGUUAUCACUAAACCCCCCGUGCCCAAGCAGACCCCAAUGGAGAAGAAGCCGGCGGUGCCCCGCGCUCCUCGAACCCCCCGGCCGAUCAACGCUCCCACACCUGACCUGAAGAACAUCCGCUCCAAGAUCGGAUCCAUUGACAACAUCAAGUACCAGCCCGGCGGAGGAAAGGUCUCCUCCACCCCGAACAACAAGGCAUCAGACCCCUCCACCCCUGCCGCCAAGGCCAGAGUUCAGAUAGUGCACAAAAAGCUGGACUUCAGCCAUGUCACGUCUCGCUGUGGCUCCAAGGACAAUAUCAAACAUGUCCCUGGAGGUGGCAAUGUGCAGAUCCUUAAUAAGAAGGUCGAUGUGAGUAAGGUGACGUCCAAAUGUGGCUCAAAGGACAACAUCAAACACAAGCCAGGUGGAGGUGAUGUGAAGAUCGAGUCCCAUAAGCAAAACAUUAAAACUAAGUCUAAGAUUGGAUCCAUGGACAACGUGGGGACAGGCAACGAACAGACCAACGGACACAAGGAGGAGAAAACAGAGGAGAAGUCAUCUUCACCUCCAACAGGACCAGCGGGCGUUGCCAAGGCGACAGCACCAGGAGGGGUUGCUAAGGAGAACGGGGUGAAGGAGCCCACACCUACUCCUUUCGGGGGGGACGGACUGAGGGAGCCCCUUAGCAUAGACAAACGCAUUACUGAGACAAAUUGAGUCCCAGUGACCUGUAGAUUUUGGUGGGACACGCAUGGCGCUCGCCUGCCUGCCAAUCAACUGACCAACCAACCUACCACGGCGCAGUCACUUCCCUUUGGCCCCGCCCUUCAUCUCGCCCACCGCAGCACCGAACUGACCGAUCGCCUCUCAGUGUUUCUCUGGGGUCCGCCUGCCAGCUUCCUGCUACCAACCCUGACCUUUGACCUCUCAACGGUUGACCUUUGACCCUGCCUACCACAGAGAAGAGCACUUGCUGUUUGUCUGUGUUUCUGUGCGUGGGGUUCCACCAGCUUCUCAACCUUCAGACCCCAAAUUUAACGCAAUAAACCCACUAACUGUAGUCAGUGCUGUAAGGAAGUAUACUGAGCAUAGCCAGCUUUAGAAUAUUUCCACCAGUGAAUUUAAUUACUGCUUUAUCCUUUUAGUGCAAACACCCUGCAUCAGAACUUUUUAGUCUAAUCUAUGGUCCCCCACUUUGAUCUGUGUUAACAGACCUUUGCUAAUGCUAAUAUUUGCCCCACUUCUAUUCCCAGUCUAUGUCCACUUAGUCCCAAACCACACUCACCAUUUAAGGGACUGUAACCGCUCAGCAGCAGAGUGAAUACUGUCAGCUCUGCUUUAGAUUAACACGUUCCAGCCUCCCAGCCAGCCAGCCAUUAUUUUCACAUCUACAGUAUCUAAAGAACUGCACGUUGUCACAUUAUCUCCCAUUAUAUCUCUUGGUAUCGUUUGUCUCACCCAAAUUUAUUACAAUAAUGCUUCUUUAUCUCUGGAUUAUUAAUAUCAUGAUGUUAGCAGUGAGCAGUGACGAGGACAGGGACUUAUGUAGAGUAGACAGAGUAGACGUUUGGAAAUAGAUCUAAAGGUUGGAAAUAGAUCCAAAGGUAGAGUUCGAAAUCAGCACAGAAGCAUUCAGGAUGUUAGAUAAUUCUUGUGUUUCAAGGAAAGAUGCAUUCAUUGGCAGAGCAAAUGACUUUUACUACAAUCGGAAACAUCAUUUGAUGAUGUGAUGAGUGCAGGAUAAUCACCAGGAAAGGUAGGCGUUAAGUGACGGGGGAGCUCUUUGGCUUCUCUGGAUAGCCUUGGCUCAAAAAAGAUUUGGCACUGGACACAGGUAUUUGAUCUUGAUGCCAGAUAAGUUAUUUUAACCUUGACAGAGUGGUUUCAAAUUCAGGAUGAAGGAGUAUUUAAAUCUCUAUGAUAUGUGUAAGGCCUUGGAGUUAAUCUGCAAGCUGCUGCACUUUUUAGUCAAGUUACAUGAAAGCAUUAAUGCACAGUGUACUGUAUCUGGCACCUAGACUCGUCAGCCACCAGGCUGCUAGGUAAGACCCGGUUGCGCCAGUGCUUGAAAUGGUGGGAUUUCACAGCAAAAUCAUAAGUCACAUUAACUUCAAGUGCUACAUGCUAAUUUGCCUAAAACUAAACGGCACAGUCAAGAGAAAAUGGAACAAUAAAAAUCAGACAGCUGUUCAAGAAUGAGAAGGCUAUUCUAUUUCUAUGCUUGCUAGAGGCUUAUCAGUUAGCUCGCUAGCUAUGUUCAUUUGCCAACUGACCUUACUAGUCCCUACAUCACCAGGCAAAUCUGAUCUGUUUCUCAAAUCAGAUCUUGAAGACAGACUGUCCGCACUGUUAUUUGCAUUAACCAGAUUGGAUUUGUGUGUUCAACCAAUUUGCUUGGGUUGCUGUGGUAACGAUGUAGGUGUCAGUAACUAUGUAGCUAUGCUUGUGGCUUGGCUCUCCAGCCCAGAAGCAUGAAGGUCUAUUGAUUUGUACUCAAGACAAUUUAUUUUGCCAUCUGUCAUGGGAGUGUUAAAGCUCAUGGUGUCUUCUCGGCUAGCAGCAGCAUGGAUCUGCUCAGCAACUCUGUCAAUGUGGAUUCGACGUUGUUAUUUCCUGUUCAAAACAUUUAGAAAAUCUGAUUUGAGAUGCAAGAGCAGCUGGACUGAGACACAUCUUUGGAAAUCUAAUUGACAAAGCAUUUCCAAACACCUCCAAGUGAGGGUUGCACAUAGUUUGUUUUUUUGUCCAGACUUUCUAGACAUCUUGAUAUGCCAAACAUAUAAAUGAUUUGGCUUGCAGUCUUAACAAGGCACAAGCUGCUGAACCCUCUUAAUUAGGAAGAAAGUUUGGAAUAAAUCCCCUUGCCACUUUCUGGUGUGACCGGGCCUUAAAUUCACUACAACAUAAAGUUAUUUAUUUAUUUGGAUCCCUGUUAGUUUUCGCCAAGUGGUCACUAGUUUUCCUGCAACCUAUGAAUAUCUAUGAGGGAAUGCACAGGUCUGUAGAGUAUAUUACACACCUCUGGGGAUAUUGAGUGUGAUAGCACUACUUAAUGUUACUUAAAGAGUAACUAAACCCCCUGCUUUUAGCUUGAGUGCCUCCUCCCUGCGAUGGGAUAAAAGCCUCAAAAGUGGGCAAGGCUGGGAGGGGGUCUAAUACACGUCCAGUCACCUAAUCAUGCCGUCUCUUGAUCCGCAGCACCUCCCUGCCCCCGGCAUAGACAUAGUCAGUUGGUGACGGAGCAGCGACAGGGAGGCUCGGUUGGUGAUAAAAGCUUGCUGCUACCAGGAUCAGCAAAUAGCAGAAUCAAUUCAAUAGCAGGUUUUAAUAUUUUGCACUCAAACGUCAAAAGUUGGACCUAAAUCAUUCAACAACAUAACUAAAUAUACCCAUCAAUGCUGCUUUUCAACUAUAAAAGUUUGUGGGUUUAGUUACUCUGUUCACAUCCUGCUCAUAAAAGCUGAAAACUUUGAUCAGUCGUGGUCAUGUGGUCUUAGUCCACAACUAGUGUGGGUGUCUGCAUGUGCUGCAGCCCAGUUCAGCUUUACGAAAGUAUUUAAAAAAUGACAAAAAAAGCACCUUAAGCAAAAGAUCAUUUCAGUAUAAGACUUACAACCUUAACCUUUAUCUUUAUGUAAGCUCAUAAAGUUAGGGGGCACUUUAGUCUUCUCAAUAAGACUAUUUCACGCAACACAACACAACACGUGCAGCCCAGUUUUCCUGCACUAUAACUCUGGUUCACACACCUCCCAUACACCCCUCAGUUUCAGUCAGACAUUCAUUGAUUCUCCUGCAAAAGACCCCAGCAGUCACCCUGAACUGUGUGUAGCAAAUACAGUUCACAUGUGGCUGUUAGAGACAGACAAACAGACAGACAGCGCCUUCUUUUUCUCGGGCAUGUGGUACUUCCUGGUCAUGUGGUUCACCCCAGUGGAGAGGGGGUGGGGCUACAGAGCCGCACCCCUCUUUAAGUUCUCCCACUAGCCGGUGCGUCUUAGAAUCCUCUCUGUGAGACCUGCUAACUUUCUUCACACACUUUACACGCAAGCACAGAUAUACACAGGAAAGCACACACAUGCUUGUUGGUGUGCAUGCACACAAACACACACACACACACACACACAUAAACAAACAGAAAUCAGCACAUACAGUAUAAUACACACGAAUAAGCACCCUAAAGUAAAAACAGUAUGCUGUUCAUAGAGGCAUUUGUUUGUUAAUGAAACCAACUCUUUAUUGUACUUUGGUGGUCUAUGCUGAUAUUGUUAAAACAAUGAUGAGCUGUGUCGGUGUGUUGUUCCUAUCAUAGUCAUUGUCUGACAUUUUCAUCAUAGGCUCACCUCAUGCCCGCCGCCUCCGCCUUGUCUGUUUUUCUUGUCCCGUGUUUCGCUCCGACUCUCUGACAGCAAUACAGUGAUCUUAGUUCGAACGCCUCCUGUUACGUGCGCAAACAAAUGAGACAGAGAGUGACCACAGAAGUUAAGAUCAGGUAGUUAGAAGCAUUCACAUGCAGGGAGAAGUGUCAGUUAAAGGGAAUAAUGUUACAUUCAUGGCGAGUCUGAAGUUGGCAUUUUAUUUGCAGCUUUUUGGUGAAUUUGUGAUAGACUGAACCUACAUAGAGCUACAGUACAACCAAGCCCCCAGCCGACAUUUGUAUGUGGGGUCCAUGUGAGUAGUAUAUGGGCUAAGAUAUAAAAUUAUGAAUUAUUUUACUACUCUGGACAAUGGGAAGUGCCCAACUCCAAAAAUGCCAUGAAUGCAGCAGUAUUUCAGCAAAGCAGAACCGAGAAAUGGCCUGUGAAUACUGUAGUUGGGACCAUCCUGUGAUGUUUGAAAUUGUGUACUUGUAUAAUAGAGAUUUGACAAUUUGAUUUUUUAAUUGAAAUGGUCAUAUCACACUCAGUUAUAAAGAAAAUUUCAAUUAAUGGUUGAUGAGAAAUCUUAAACUUAAAGGGAACAUUAGUUUUUUCUCAGUUU
Molecule: messenger RNA, 7838 nt
Organism: Plectropomus leopardus (leopard coralgrouper)
Lineage: Eukaryota; Metazoa; Chordata; Actinopteri; Perciformes; Serranidae
Gene: map4l
Product: microtubule associated protein 4 like
Biological process (GO): neuron projection development; microtubule cytoskeleton organization
Cellular component (GO): neuron projection
Molecular function (GO): microtubule binding
Source: RefSeq, a predicted model, not a curated record